Molecule: messenger RNA, 1763 nt
Organism: Macroventuria anomochaeta
Lineage: Eukaryota; Fungi; Ascomycota; Dothideomycetes; Pleosporales; Didymellaceae
Exons: 3
Coding region: 417-1544 (375 amino acids)
Source: RefSeq, a predicted model, not a curated record
CGAUACCAGCGGGCUGGAAAGCCGCUUCCUAGUCUACUUUGGCACCCUCCGCCCGUGGUGCCCGUACAUAACUGACCCUCUGCCGCUGCUGGCUCGCCCCCGCCCAUAAUCGCUGAAGUUCGCUGGACGGCCGUCGACGGUACCGUUCUGUUGUUGCGACAAGCUGACUGCCCUUCUCGAGGUGGAAUCUUUGUUGUUGGAGGAGCUCGUAUUGGACCAGCGCCCAAACCCACACUCUCGGUCGUUCCGAGGCUACGUUCGCUGUCUCAGACCCAAGGACCGGUCUCCAGGAAUUCUGUCAAUGCAUGCUGACCACCAAACCAACACAUCGUGUUCAUGAAUUUGGAUCCGUCUGCUUCGCCAAUCACGUCGCAUAGUUGCUUGAUCGUUGACUGCACUGGAGACCUUUUGCAACCAUGUCGACGCCGCCAGCCGCUGGACCGCACGAUGGGCAGCACCGUAAGAGCCUGGGUAAAUAUGUGAAGCGUAUGAGCAGCGUCUUCAAGAGGGAGAGGUCGAGCAAGAGUGUGCCGCAGCCAUCGAGUGCUGCUGCUGCGCCUGUUGCGCCUGAGCUUGGACAGCAACAACCCCAAGUUGAGGUUCCGCGGGAAGAGGUCGCCACGGAAGAUGUUGCGACUCAGGAAGUUGCGCAAGAGCCCGCCAAGGCUGCGUCGAUCAGACACGAACAACCCACAGAGGAGCCUGCCGCUGCUCCUGCUGCUGCCCAUGACCUCACUCCCACCACCAGCGUCCAAGCUCCCGCACCCGCUCCCAUCGAGUUCACUCCAGUCCUCGACCGCAACGCCAUGCAGCAGGAGCGUGCCCGCGCACUCUUCGCCAAAUAUGGACUGACUCUCGAGUCCCAUGAGUGGUUUUCUGCAUCUGCUCCUGCUCCAUUGGUGCCUCGCGUCGAGAAGGCCAUCCGUAUGCGCGUGCACCGAAGCUGCCACCGCUGCGGUACCCUCUAUGGGCAUGAGAAGAUGUGCGUGCAGUGCGAGCACAAGCGCUGCAAGAAGUGCCCCAGAUACCCCAAGAAGAAGACGCCCGGCGAGAAGGGCAAGGAGAAAGAGGUUGUUGAGCAGCCCAAGAAGAAGAAGGUCUUGACUGUCACCACCAGGUCUGGCAACGAGCUUGCAUAUCAGCCUGCGACGCAGCGAAUCAGGCGCACCUGCCAUAAGUGCGAGGCCUUGUUCGUUCCUCCCAUGGCCACCACCUGUGGGUCAUGCAACCACGUUAGAUGCACAAAGUGCCCACGAGAGCCUGCCAAACGCAACAAGUGGCCCACUGGCUACCCUGGAGAUGCCGAGGCUGAAAGCGACGACGAGUUGGAACAGCAGAAGCAGCUGGAUCAGUUUCGCCGUAUCUGGAAGAAGCCGAGGCGCAUAGUACGCUGGGAGUGCGAGCAGUGUCACAGCUUGUUCCGGCAAGGCUCACCCCAGUGUCCCGGGUGUGGACAUGAGCGUUGUGAUCGUUGUAAUCGGUCUCCGUGUCAAAAAGCCCAGACACGAAGAGUCAUUCGAUCCUGCUGUUGUUGCUGCUGUUGAAGCCAAGCUCAGAGCUCUGCAUGUCGACGAUGACCCUCUCACCUCUGAACCUGAGCAUGUUUGAUUUGUUGUUUCCGCAAACCUUACGACUUGUUGUUGAUAACUUUCUGCUGUGGAUAGAUGAACCGUCGAGCUUGCGACGUCGCCCAAGCGGCAUCAUCCCAUUCAUCUUACAAUGAACUAUUCUUACGCUGCUGCCAUGCAGCAGUCCUCUCCGAG